Messenger RNA from Centropristis striata (black sea bass), 2327 nucleotides. RefSeq names its product mitogen-activated protein kinase 9 (gene mapk9). The coding region runs from base 214 to 1476 and encodes 420 amino acids. Gene Ontology annotation, biological process: JNK cascade; protein phosphorylation. The record is from RefSeq and is a predicted model, not a curated record. The transcript is spliced from 12 exons. Lineage: Eukaryota; Metazoa; Chordata; Actinopteri; Perciformes; Serranidae. Gene Ontology annotation, molecular function: ATP binding; JUN kinase activity. Gene Ontology annotation, cellular component: cytoplasm; nucleus.
GCACCCCGUCCCCUCCGCGCUGCUGCCGCUGGAGUUAGCUAGGAGCUGGAGGAAGCCCUAUCCGUCGUGACAGCCCGCUCCCCUCAACUUUUCCAAGUCUAGGCUGUGCCGGGGAGACGGAGACAGGGUUUUAUCUGUGUUUUCGAUGCAUGGGAGUGCCCUGGGAGCGGCGAAGGGAGAAGACAGUGCUGGUGGUCCUGACUGUUCAGCAGGAUGAGUGAGGCGGAGGGCCAGUUCUACAGCGUCCAGGUGGGGGACUCCACCUUCACUGUACUCAAGCGCUACCAGCAGCUCCGCGCCAUCGGCUCCGGGGCCCAGGGCAUCGUCUGCUCUGCUCUCGAUACAGUCCUCGGUAUACCUGUGGCAGUGAAAAAGCUGUGUCGGCCCUUCCAGAACCAGACCCAUGCUAAGCGUGCCUACAGGGAGCUGGUGCUGCUCAAAUGUGUCAAUCACAAAAAUAUCAUCCGUCUGAUCAACGUGUUCACGCCUCAGAAGUCCCUGGAGGAAUUCCAGGACCUGUAUCUGGUGAUGGAGUUGAUGGAUGCCAGCCUAUGCCAGGUGAUUCACAUGGACCUGGACCAUGAGCGGAUGUCCUAUCUGCUGUACCAGAUCCUCUGCGGCAUCAGGCACCUGCACUCUGCUGGCAUCAUCCACAGGGACCUGAAGCCCAGUAACAUCGUGGUGAAGUCUGAUUGCACUCUAAAAAUCUUGGAUUUUGGUUUGGCUCGGACGGCCUGCACUAACUUCAUGAUGACCCCUUAUGUGGUGACCAGAUAUUACCGAGCCCCAGAGGUCAUCCUGGGCAUGAAAUAUAAGGAGAAUGUGGACAUCUGGUCAGUGGGGUGCAUCAUGGGAGAGAUGGUAAAGGGAAGCGUCAUCUUCCAGGGAACCGACCACAUCGACCAGUGGAAUAAGGUGAUUGAGGUUCUGGGCACGCCCAGUCUAGAGUUUAUGAACCGACUGAUGGAGACUGUGAGGAACUAUGUGAUGAACAAGCCGCAGUAUCCUGGCGUCAGCUUUGCUGAGCUUUUCCCAGACUGGGCCUUUCCUUCUGACUCAGAACAUGACAAACUCAAGACGGGUCAAGCACGGGACCUGCUGUCCAAAAUGCUGGUCAUUGAUCCUGAAUGCCGCAUCUCCGUAGAAGAAGCCCUCAAUCACCCAUACAUUCACGUGUGGUACGACCCCGGAGAGGCAGAUGCGCCUCCGCCCCAGAUUUCAGAUAAGCAGCUGGAAGAGAGAGAGCACUCCAUCGAGCAGUGGAAAGAACUUAUUUACGAAGAGGUGAUUGACUGGGAAGAGAGGAACAAGAAUGGACUGAUGAAAGAAGACUGCUCAGACGUGGUGUCAGGUUCGGCCUCGCAGUCCUCGUCAGCCAAUGACAUCUCGUCCAUGUCUACGGAGCACACGUUGGCCUCGGACACAGACAGCAGCAGCAUCGACACACUGACAGGACCGCUGGAUGAGAGUCAGUGAACACAGUCCAUGGCUUGCCUCAGUCCUCCCUUCUCAUUUACAAUAUCAAAUAUCAAUCAACCAUCACCUUCUUUUCUUCAGAUCACUCAGUUUUUUUGUCAUGCGUAUUUCCUUUCCUCUUAAACCUCAGUGAAUAGGUCUAUUUUUCUAUUUACUUUCUCUGGUGGAUCUCGUUGAACCUCUUCAACAUCAAACUUUGUUUUGGACUGCUGCCUAAAGGUCAAAGCUGUCUAUUCUAUCUGUUGGGUCAAAAGUGAAUCUUUCUCUUCUUUGUGGAAAUCGUUUACCUUCAUCAAGUAUAUAUGAUGUAUGCAUCCAUAUUGAUUUCCAUAUUGAGUCGGUGGGGGAUUGUUGUUUAUUCUGUAUGCCUGUAUUUUAAUAGUUUUAUUUUUUUAGCUAAUGUUAUGUUGACAGCAGAGGUUAUCAGAUUAGAUCAGACAAGCACUGAACAUAGACCACAGCUGCCAGCUGCUCUCAUGCAUGUUACGCCAAUAUGAACAAAAGCUUACCAUGAGUCGAUUGCACCAACUGACUGAUAUCAAACACUCAUCCAAAGGUUGGUCGAUCCGUUAACUAGCUUGCAGUAUUGCAGACCUCCACAGUGGUGCUUCCUGCACUGUGUUUUUUAAUUAAUCGCCUUGAGUGAUGUGGAUUUUAAGCUUUUCCUCUUGACAACUAGGGGAAGCUGUGGUUGCAGUGUUAUAUUUUUAUUUCCUUAUAUAAUGUACUGUAUGUGAAGUCACGAUCAUGUCUUGAUCUGACACUCAUAGUGGCUGCAUUUCAUUACUAAUAGAUAAGGUGUGCUCAUUUUGUUAAGAAAGUCAACAUUUCUAUAGAACUAUAUAUUGCAU